Molecule: messenger RNA, 699 nt
Organism: Peronospora matthiolae
Lineage: Eukaryota; Oomycota; Peronosporomycetes; Peronosporales; Peronosporaceae
Source: the annotation of a GenBank genome assembly
AUGUUCGUUUUGAUCAAUGUGACGGAUAAUCCGUGGAUUGUGGCGCUGUUGCUAUUUGUGCAAGUGGUGAUGCCGUUACUGCAGAGCAGUGCUGCAGAUCACGAGGGCGCGUCGCUUGCGUUGAACGUAGCAGUGCUCUUUUUACUCGGGCUCUCGUUUCUGACCUUUUGGAAAGUGGCGCGUUUCUGCUGUGUACUCCAUCAGCUCCGUGGACGGCAUCCUGAAAUGGGUUGGCUCGCCUUCUUCCGAGAGGCCUACACGCGGGUAGCAGAAGUAGCACAACAGCGAGAAGCCAACGAUUAUAACCGAGCAAUGCAGGAGGAUGUGCGCUCCGAGACAUUCAAUCGUACUCUGCGCACAGUCCAAGCCAUGCCUACGGAGGAAUUCAAGACACCAGAAGAGCUGGCAAAAGCCAGCAUUGCCGACUUGAAACAGCGACUCGGGCGUCGUGAUGUGGACUUUACCGGCUGCGUGGAGCGUCGAGAACUUGUGGAGCUCCUGGUGAAGUACAGAGGAGGGCCGUCGAAUAACGAUACGUGUUGUAUCUGUUGCGACGAGUACCAAACGGGCGACGUCCUCCGUCUGCUUCGAAAGUGCAAGCACGAGUUUCAUCUAGAGUGUCUCGACAAGUGGGCGUUCACAUCGGUCAACUCGCAGCGAGCGCCGUCGUGUCCGCUGUGCAACCAAAGGUUGGAGUAG